Prosopis cineraria is the source of this 1571-nucleotide messenger RNA. RefSeq names its product G-type lectin S-receptor-like serine/threonine-protein kinase At5g24080. Bases 10 to 1392 code for a protein of 460 amino acids. Gene Ontology annotation, biological process: protein phosphorylation. Lineage: Eukaryota; Viridiplantae; Streptophyta; Magnoliopsida; Fabales; Fabaceae. The transcript has 4 exons. The record is from RefSeq and is a predicted model, not a curated record. Gene Ontology annotation, molecular function: ATP binding; protein kinase activity.
UAUUCAUUCAUGUUUCAGUGCUCUAUAUAUGAUAUUGUGAUUUGCUUCUUGUUUUAUUUCUUGACCGAGAAGACAUUUUUCGGAUUCAAUCCAGAGUUCAUCAUGGGUACUCAAUCCAGUUCUUCAUAUAUGGGGGAGAUUGAAUCUGGAUCUUUCACUCAGAAAGAGGAAUCGGAGUUGAUGAUGAGUCAACCCAGAUUUGUCAUUCUGAGAUUAAUUUGCUUAUGCGCAGUGAUUGUUGGCGUUAUUAUAAUAGCUACCACGUCUGGAUCGACAAUCGCUAUCAUCAUCAGCUCAGUUGUGGGUUUUUUCAUGAUAAAGAUUGCCCUGGUGAUUCUUAAAACUCGCAAGGACGGAGAGCGCAGAGAUACAGAAGCGGCCAUAAGACCGAAUAGUGCGAAUGCAGAGUUUUUGGCUUGCACAGUGGAUAAGUUCCUGAAUGAUAUUGAAAAAGACGAGCCAGUCAGAUUCACCACACAUCAGCUCAUGCUUGCAACCAACAACUAUACUAACAAGCUGGGCUCAGGAGGAUUCGGUGCCGUCUAUAGAGGGGUCUUAGUAGAUGGAUCCAUUGUUGCGGUGAAGGUCUUGCAUGAGAUUUCUGAUCACCAGAGAAUAGAGGACCAGUUCAUGGCAGAAGUGGGCACAAUUGGAAGGGUUCAUCAUUUGAAUCUGGUUCGUCUUUUUGGAUUUUGCUUUGAAAACAAUAUGAGGGCUCUAGUUUAUGAAUACAUGAGUAAUGGUUCUCUUGACAAGUAUUUGUUUUGUGAAAACAAUAUCUUAGCGUUCCAAAAGCUUCAUGAGAUUGCAGUUAGGACUGCAAAAGGGAUUGCUUACUUGCAUGAAGAAUGCCAGCAAAGAAUCAUCCACUACGACAUAAAGCCGGAAAACAUUCUUUUGGAUCAAAACUUCUGUCCUAAGGUUGCUGACUUCAGUUUAGCCAAGAUUUUCAACAGGGAAAAGUCUCACGUCACGAUGACAGGAUUGAGAGGGACGCCUGGUUAUGCUGCACCAGACCUUUGGCUGCCAUUUCCGGUAACGCACAGGUGCGACGUUUAUAGUUUUGGAAUGUUGUUAUUUGAAAUCAUAGGUAGGAGAAGGAACCAUGACAUGAACCUUCCAGAAAGCCAAGAAUGGUUUCCGAGAGAGGUUUGGACAAAAUUUAAUAGCGGAGAGUUAGAAGAGUUGACGACAGAUUGUGGGAUGGCAGAUAAAGAGAUAGUUGAAAGAAUGUCAAAGGUGGCUCUUUGGUGUGUUCAGUAUAGACCAGAAUUGAGACCCAUGAUGAGUGUUGUGGCAAAAAUGUUGGAAACUUUGAUGGAUAUUCCAAACCCUUCUAACCCUUUUCGGCAUCUCAUGGAUGAAGAUCACUCUAUUCAUUCUUCCAAUUGAUGUAAUAUGAAUCAAUAUUAGCAUUAAUUCACAAUAUUCUCUUGAAGCAACCAAGUCUUGUAUUAUUCAUGAUAUGUCUAUAAUGAUAAAGUAUGAGAUUGAAAUAGAUCUCAAUUAACCAACAAACAUGUAACUUAAUUGGUAAGUGAUUGUACUAAUUUACUAAUAAUUUUAAGUCA